UGGGGCAGCCCUGGGCCCUGUUAAUACAAAUUCUACCACAGACUCCAGGCUGCAGAACGACAUCCAUGUUUCGCUCUAGCUCAUCCCAUCCUCCCAUGGGACAGGGGAGAGAAAUGGCUGCAGAGGAGCCUGUUCAGAGGCCAGUGACAUUUGAGGAGGUGGCUGUGUAUUUCACCAGGGAAGAGUGGGCUCUGCUGGACCCUGCUCAGAGAGCCCUCUACAGAGACGUCAUGCAGGAGAACUAUGAGAAUGUGACCUCGUUGGGGCAUAAACCUAUUGAUGCGUUUGGGGAAAACGUAUGUGAUUACUCCAUCCUUAUAAAGCAUCACAGAAUCCACACAGGGAAGAGGCCCUAUGAAUGCACUGAGUGUGGAAAAUGCUUCCCUAGCAGCUCAGCCCUUUCUCAACAUCAGAGAAUCCACACAGGGGAGAGGCCCUAUGAAUGCAGUGAGUGUGGGAAAAGCUUCACUAGCAGUUCACACCUUUCUAAACAUCAGAGAAUCCACACAGGGAAGAGGCCCUAUGAAUGCAGUGAGUGUGGAAAAUGCUUCACUAGAAGCUCAGGCCUUUAUCAACAUCAGAGAAUCCACACAGGGGAGAGGCCCUAUGAAUGCAGUGAGUGUGGCAAAAACUUCACUAGCAGCUCAAACCUUCUUACCCAUCAGAGAAUCCACACAGGGGAGAGGCCCUAUGAAUGCAGUGAGUGUGGAAAAUGCUUCAGUAGCAGCUCAGGCCUUUAUCAACAUCAGAGAAUCCACACAGGGGAGAGGCCCUAUGAAUGCAGUGAGUGUGGAAAAUGCUUCACUGACAGCUCAUCCCUUUCUCAACAUCAGAGAAUCCACACAGGGGAGAGGCCCUAUGAAUGCAGUGACUGUGGGAAAACCUUCAGUCGCAGUUCACAGCUUAUUAGGCAUCAGAGAAUCCACACAGUUAAGAGGCCCUAUGAAUGCAGUGUGUGUGGCAAAAACUUCUCUAGCAGCUCAAACCUUCUUACCCAUCAGAAAAUCCACACAGGGGAGAGGCCCUAUGAAUGCAGUGAGUGUGGGAAAAACUUCACUAGCAGCUCAAACCUUCUUGCCCAUCAGAGAAUCCACACAGGGGAGAGGCCCUAUGAAUGCAGUGAGUGUGGAAAAUGCUUCACUGACAGUUCAUCCCUUUCUCAACAUCAGAGAAUCCACACAGGGGAGAGGCCCUAUGAAUGCAGUGAGUGUGGGAAAACCUUCAGUCGCAGUUCACACCUUAUUAGGCAUCAUAGAAUCCACACAGGGGAGAGGCCCUAUGAAUGCAGUGAGUGUGGGAAAACCUUCAGUCGCAGUUCACACCUUAUUAGGCAUCAAAGAAUCCACACAGGGGAGAGGCCCUAUGUAUCCAGUGUGUGUGGAAAAUGCUUCACUAGGAUCUCAGACCUUAUUAGACAUCAGAAAAUCCACACCGGUGGGAGACCCUAUAAAUGCAGUGAGUGUGGGAAAGAGGAGCUGAGGAUCCCGUCGACGCCGGAGGCGUUCGCGACGGCAAGAGAGCUGAUCGAGGCGACGGCCCCGUCAUAUCAGCCGCCGGCACCACCGGUGCGGACAUUCAAGUCCCUCGGCAAGCCAGCGAUGGUGCGCCCCUCAUCUCCGGGCGACCGUGGCGACCGCGGCUCCAGAAUCCGGUCUCGAUCCCGGUCUAUCUCCCGGAGAAGGCAGCCGGGCUCGGCACCAUCGAUACCGGUGGCCACCGUCAGUCGAGCCCCCCCGUCCCCACCGACGCAAGCCGCCGCCCACGGCCCUUCUUUGGGCCAGGACUCGCUGCAGCCAGAUCGCCAGAAGAACAGUGCCACUAUCUGGCAGUCGCCCUCCUCCGUUGCCCCCACGGCGCGAGGCGUCGAAAGGAAGUAUUCCGUCCCGCCCCAGGGCUACGAAUACUUGUACGUCCACCCCACCCCGGACUCGCUGGUGGUCCAAUCGGUCAAUGACCGCGAACGACACGGUCAACCUGCCGCUGCGCCGAAGGCGAAGGACGCCCGGCGCAUGGACUUAUUAGGGCGUAAAAUCUAUUCGGCGGGAGGCCUCCAACUCCGUAUAGCCAACCAGAUGGCCCUCUUAUCCAGAUACACUUUUAAUAUCUUGGGGUGCCUUGCGAAGUUCACGGAGCUAACCCCUCAGGAAUCCCGCCCUGAAUUCUCAGCGCUGCUGGAGGAGGGCAAGUUAGCCUCCAGAACACUGAUCAAAGCGGCCGUAGACGCAGCAGACUCAGGGGCUCGAACGGGGCUGUUUUCUGAGAAAACGGAUGCCAGAAUCCAGUCCCUAAAGGAUGGGAGGGUUGCGAUACGAACUCUGGGUAUGCACACGCCGGCCACGCAGAGGCGUUCGUUCCGCCAACAGCCCUACCGUCCCUUCAACCAGGCCAGGUCUCGGCCGUUUAACAACCGCCGAACGGCCCCCUUCCGCCGUAGACCGUCAGGGGGGCGGCGCAACCAGGCGCAGAACUCGUCCAAGGCUCCGCAAGCCCAAAAGCCGGCCUUUUGA
Molecule: messenger RNA, 2507 nt
Organism: Mauremys reevesii (Reeves's turtle)
Lineage: Eukaryota; Metazoa; Chordata; Testudines; Geoemydidae
Product: zinc finger protein 189-like
Exons: 9
Coding region: 66-2507 (813 amino acids)
Biological process (GO): negative regulation of transcription by RNA polymerase II; regulation of immune system process; regulation of cytokine production
Source: RefSeq, a predicted model, not a curated record